Malania oleifera is the source of this 1140-nucleotide messenger RNA. RefSeq lists its product as uncharacterized. The transcript has 3 exons. The record is from RefSeq and is a predicted model, not a curated record. NCBI's taxonomy places the organism in Eukaryota, Viridiplantae, Streptophyta, Magnoliopsida, Santalales, Ximeniaceae. The coding region runs from base 178 to 513 and encodes 111 amino acids.
UUCCUUGGUCUUAAUGCUCUUGUGCUCACUUCUUUACAGUGUGACUGCGAUCCAGAAAUUUUGACAGGUAAAACCACCUGUUCAUAUAUUGCUAAGUAAUAGCUUUUUAGUAUUAGAUUCAGCGACCGUCUAUUCAAUUUAUCUUCAUAUUGGUAUUUAAGCCUGAUUUGCAUCAUUAUGCUUGACAAAGGGAAUGAGGGAAGCUCCAAUAGAAAAUUAUUGGAAGGUAAAAAUACUUUGAAGAUGAACCUGUUUUCGUGCAAAUUUUCUGGAAUUCUGAUGUCAGUGGUAAUAUGCAUGCUUCGCUCCGUAGCCUCUCGACUCUCCUCUUUCUUUGCUGUUUGUGUCAGAGAGGUCAGAUAUGGUCCUGUGCCUGUGUCCAUGCCUUUUGUCGAUACAGGUACCAAUUGGCUGUGUCUGAAGUGCUGUAUCCAGGUCCUUGGACGUAGUGCAAGUAUGGGGCCUGUUGAAGCUUGGGCCUGCUUAUUUAUUAGGUCCUCUGAUGGAAUGUGAAUAUGAGGCUUGCAAUUUGAAAACAAUGUUACUCAUGACCCCGGCUGUGAGGCUAACAGAGUUCCCAACAAGGGGUUUCUUUUCUACCCUCGGCUGAAUAAUACACAGAAAUGACCCUUGGUGAAAAGAUCUUAUAGCUGUUCUAAGGUUUGGGCAUUUUAUUUUCAAAAAUUGUGGACAGUUACUUUCAAAACUGUGCUAACCCAAUUCUGAAUAAGUUGGUCAGGAGGAUAUGCUUAUGUUCCCGUGACAGCUUCAUGGUUCCUCAAUGUUGAUAUCAAAGGCUUCAGCUAAUACGUAGUGCCCCUUUAGCUGAGUUUUUAGCGUCUAUUUUGUUUCUGGUUGUGUGCGGGCAUGCACAUCAGCAUGUAACUCUUUUUUCUCUUUAUUGGGGGUGGGGGGUUGGGGUGGGGUGUAAGGGCGUUGGUGGUGGAGUUUGGUUUAUCUGGGAUAUGGGUCUAGAAAAUGGUGGCUUUAUGCUUGAUUGAAAAAAGUGACAUCAAUUUUCACAGCCGUUCUGGAGGGAUAUGGUAUGUGGUGUUGAUUGUGCUGUUAAUUCACUCUUACAUAACUAAUGCUGGUUCAACUGGAAUAUGGAGUGAUAUGCAGAUAUGCAUUAUCAGUUCA